Messenger RNA from Parasteatoda tepidariorum (common house spider), 1315 nucleotides. NCBI's taxonomy places the organism in Eukaryota, Metazoa, Arthropoda, Arachnida, Araneae, Theridiidae. The record is from RefSeq and is a predicted model, not a curated record.
UAUUUUAGAAACAGAAGAAUAAGAUGUCAAAGUGUUCGGGAAGUAUGAAUAAGUUUAAGCGUCCAGUGAUGAAUUAGGAGGUGGAGUUUAGCUGGUCACUUUCGGACAAGCGGCAAAUUUGAUGCUGCGUUCAUCGACAUGAGACCUUCCUAAAUUUGGAUACUAUCUGUACUUAAAAUAUUGCUGAUUGAAGAAAGGUCUUACCAUCGAUAAGGACACCUUUUUCAAAAUUUACAUUAGAAUUUUUAUUUUUAUUUGAAUCGCCUAAAUGUCACUUGUUCAAGAAUAUAUCCUGAUGUCCUUCCUCGUAGCAUUAUGGGUUCUAGCAAGUCUUAUGAAUCCUGUUACAUCAGCGGCUGUGACAGAAAAAUUUCCUGAUAACUCCACAGCUGCUCCAAAAUCUGUCAAACAAAUCGAGAAAGAAAUUGAUGCAAUGGUCAGUUCGAUAACAAAAAUGGCUCUCCCAUAUUUCAUUAGGAAUUCCGAUUUGAAAUUAUCUGGAUCCUGUAUGUCGACUUUUAUCAAGAUUUUUGUCGAUCUGAGGAAAUUCAAGUUGCCAGCUAUAAAAUUGAUUGAUGCUAUGGCUAAACCACCAUUUGGAUUAAUGAAAGGAACAUUUUCUAUCAUGGGUGAUUAUGACGAGUGUUUGAGUGUUCGAGCAAAUAAGAAGGGAGAUACGGCUAUGGCAGACAAUGACGUAUCUUAUUAUGGGCAGUACUGCACCAUCGAGGCAGAUUUUCCUCCACAGUUACUCCGGGCAAUGACAGAUAUAUCUGAUGGAAAAGCUAAUAUAACAGAUUUCGGAAAACUAGGAACGAUUAUCAGUGAAUUUCCGGCAGCAAAUUUUGCAGCGAAUCUUUUUAGAUUUCGGAUUGGAAUAUGUUUUCCUUCAACUUGUUCUUCUGCAGAUCUGGAAGAAAUUUUAGGAUUAGUGCCAGUAGAUUUCGUGCCGUUGCGAGUUCAACGCUGUGACACCGGGAAAGGAAAAGCAAUUGAAACUGAUCAAAUAGUUGUUAUAGCUGUGUUUUUAUUCAUUGGUUUACUUGUACUGUCCGGAACUCUCAUGGAUGCUUGGUUACAUAUGAAACAUUCUUCCUUUAAGAGCAGUGAACAAGAUAAAUUUGUUCAGCUUCUUCUAGCAUUUUCCUUGUACAGCAAUACAAAGAAAUUAAUGAAAACGGAGAAAGCAAUUAGUUCAAAUAUCACAGCAAUCAAUGGAAUGUAUGCAACGGGAACGUUUUUAGUUGUUGUGUACCACACUUACUUUUUACCCUUUUUCAGUUUCUUUGCAAGUAAGCAUUGCAUGAUUUCAUAA